AUGAUUCCCAGUGACCCCUUUUCACUAUCCACAAACACAAACCCUAACCCUAAUCCCCCUCCAACCACCAAGAAGAAGAGAAAUCUACCAGGAACACCAGAUCCAGAUGCCGAGGUCAUUGCUCUUUCACCAAAGACACUCAUGGCCACGAACAGGUUCAUCUGUGAAAUAUGCAACAAAGGGUUUCAGAGGGAUCAGAACCUUCAGCUUCACAGAAGGGGUCACAACCUUCCAUGGAAGCUACGACAGAGGUCAAACAAGGAGGUGCGGAAGAAGGUAUAUAUCUGCCCGGAGAAGACCUGCGUCCACCAUGACGCCGCCAGAGCACUCGGCGACCUCACCGGAAUAAAGAAGCAUUUCAGCAGAAAACACGGCGAAAAGAAGUGGAAGUGUGACAAGUGUUCGAAGAAAUACGCAGUCCAAUCUGAUUGGAAAGCUCACACCAAAACUUGUGGCACUAGAGAAUAUAAGUGUGACUGUGGCACCCUCUUCUCUAGGAAAGACAGCUUUAUUACCCACAGAGCAUUUUGUGAUGCCUUAGCUGAAGAGAGUGCGAAAGUCACUUCAGUUGCUACAACAAAUCUAAGUUUUAAGAGUGAAGAGACAACUGUGGUGAAUACACAGCCUGAUUUGGCUCAUGGAUUUGGUGCACAUGGUUUUAAUAUAGAUUUUAAUGGAAUGAGCAUGGGUGCAGACAACCAAAUGCUAAGCUUGUCACUUUGGUUGAACCAGGGAAAUCCUCAUAUUUAUCCACUUGAUCAUGUGUCAUCAAGUUCUUCGUGUUUUCCUGAGGUUAUGCAAAUGGCACAAGCUAAUGCUUUAAUUGGUUCUUCUUCACUAUUGUCAAAUUUUGGAAUGCAAGCUUCCACUUCAAUGACUUCAUCUAAUGCAAAACUUUCAUUAUCGCCAUUACCAAUUGGGAAAAAGGGAGAAAGUGGAAAUGCAGAUUUGGUGUCUAUUUAUUCAGAGAGUCAAAACAAGCAAUCAAAGUUAUCUUCUCCAAUGUCAGCCACUGCGCUUCUACAGAAGGCAGCACAGAUGGGUUCAACCAGAAGCACUAACCCGUCCAUUUUCAAUGACAGUUUUGGAGUAAUGAACUCAUCUUACACCCAAACUACUGGUCUCAAUAGCAAUGCCAUUCCCAACCGAAACCAAAACAGUGAUGAGCUUAACCAGGCUUAUCAGAAUAUGAACCAACACGGGAAUUUUAGUCCAACUAGCAGUGCAGCUAUGCUGGGUGGUUCUACUAACUUUAGCUCAUUGAUAUACUCAUCAAACAGUUUUGAUCAUUUGAUGAUGCAAACCAAUGUGAAACCAAGUGAGCCAAUGCAAUUGAAGCUUCAUCGUGGUUCAAACUCUGCAGAACAUAACAUGACAAGAGAUUUUCUUGGCGUGGGUGGAGGAGGAGCUGCAGGCCAUCCAUUCCUACCCCAAGAGUUGGCAAAGUUUGCUUCCAUAGGCUCAUCAAUGGGUUUGAACCAUUUCACUGCAGGCCAUCAAUGA
This is a messenger RNA of Gastrolobium bilobum, 1503 nucleotides long. RefSeq names its product zinc finger protein JACKDAW-like. Gene Ontology annotation, molecular function: DNA-binding transcription factor activity. Lineage: Eukaryota; Viridiplantae; Streptophyta; Magnoliopsida; Fabales; Fabaceae. Bases 1 to 1503 code for a protein of 500 amino acids. Gene Ontology annotation, cellular component: nucleus. The transcript has 3 exons. The record is from RefSeq and is a predicted model, not a curated record.